AUUCAAGCGGAGUUGAUGAGUCUUUAUCUUCUUCCUCCUCAGCAUCGCUCCUUUUUCGAUUUGCUUUUGCGGUAUACUCGUCAGAAAGAUCUUCAGAAGGGCAAAGCCAUUCACGCUCAACUCCUCAGAACUGGUUCUUGCUGUUCAGUCUACCUCACCAACAGUCUUGUUAACUUGUAUGCCAAAUGUGGAAGCCUUCUCAAGGCCAAGCUCGUCUUCGAGAGUAUAUCAAACAAAGACGUUGUCUCAUGGAAUUGCCUCAUCAAUGGCUACUCUCAAAAGGGUACCGUUGGAUCUUCGUUUGUGAUGGAGCUUUUUCAGAGAAUGAGAGCGGAGAACACUCUGCCGAAUGCCCAUACUUUUAGCGGGGUUUUCACUGCUGCUUCAAGUUCACCCGAAACUUUUGGUGGUCUACAGGCCCAUGCGCUUGCGAUCAAGACUUCUAACUUUUAUGAUGUUUUUGUUGGCAGUUCGCUUAUUAAUAUGUAUUGUAAAAUUGGGUGUCUGCUCGAUGCUCGUAAGGUGUUCGACACAAUUCCCGAGAGGAAUAUUGUUUCUUGGGCUACAAUGAUUUCAGGGUAUGCGAUGGAAAGGAUGGCUCUUGAGGCUUGGGAGUUGUUUUUAUUGAUGCGUCGUGAAGAGGGGGCCCAUGAUAAGUUUAUCUAUACGGGUGUGCUUAGUGCACUGACGGUUCCUGAUCUUGUUCGCUAUGGUAAGCAAAUCCAUUGUCUUGCCCUUAAAAAUGGGUUGUUAUCAAUUGCUUCUGUGGGGAAUGCUCUUGUUACGAUGUAUGGAAAAUGUGGGUGUUUAGAUGAUGCUCUUAAAACAUUUGAAUUGUCUGGUGACAAGGACGAUAUUACAUGGUCAGCUAUGAUAACUGGCUAUGCUCAAGCUGGGGACUCGGACGAGGCUUUAAAGUUGUUUUAUAAUAUGCAUCUUAAUGGGAAUAAGCCUAGUGAAUUUACUUUUGUCGGAGUGAUCAAUGCUUGUAGUGACAUUGGUGCUCUGGAAGAGGGGAAACAAAUCCAUGGAUAUUCCCUGAAGGCGGGAUAUGAGCGCCAGAUUUAUUUCAUGACAGCUUUGGUUGAUAUGUAUGCAAAAUGUGGAAGCCUAGUUGAUGCUCGAAAGGGGUUUGAUUAUUUAAAAGAACCGGAUAUUGUUUUGUGGACUUCCAUGAUUUCAGGAUAUGCUCAAAAUGGUGAAAAUGAAACUGCUUUGACUCUAUAUUGUAGAAUGCAGAUGGAAGGGAUUCUGCCCCAUGAGCUAACUAUGGCUAGUGUCUUGAGAGCAUGUUCAAGCCUUGCUGCUUUAGAACAAGGUAAGCAAAUCCAUGCCCAGACGAUUAAAUAUGGAUUCAGUCUUGAAGUUCCAAUAGGGAGUGCCCUUUCUACCAUGUAUGCAAAGUGUGGUAGUGUAGAAGAUGGGAACCUGGUAUUUAGGAGGAUGCCUACUCGAGAUAUUAUGACAUGGAAUGCUAUGAUAUCUGGUCUUUCUCAAAAUGGAGAGGGUCUUAAGGCUCUUGAACUUUUUGAAGAGAUGCGUCACGGCACUACAAAACCCGACUAUGUUACUUUCGUGAACGUUCUUUCUGCGUGUAGUCACAUGGGAUUGGUGGAAAGAGGCAAGGUAUAUUUUAGGAUGAUGCUUGAUGAUUUCGGCAUUGUUCCAAGAGUCGAGCAUUAUGCUUGCAUGGUAGAUAUUCUAAGUCGUGCAGGUAAGCUACAUGAAACGAAAGAGUUCAUAGAAUCUGCCACUAUCGAUCACGGUAUGUGUUUAUGGCGUAUCCUGUUAGGUGCUUGUCGAAACUAUCGUAAUUACGAAUUGGGAGCAUAUGCAGGGGAGAAACUAAUGGAGUUAGGUUCACAAGAAUCGUCUGCUUAUAUAUUAUUAUCUAGUAUUUAUACUGCACUGGGAAGGUCUGAUGAUGUUGAACGGGUGAGAAGGUUGAUGAAACUUCGAGGGGUGAAUAAGGAACCAGGUUGUAGUUGGAUUGAAUUGAAAAGUCAGGUUCAUGUGUUUGUAGUUGGCGACCAGAUACAUCCUCAGAUUUUCAAAAUACGUUCAGAGUUAAGAAGGUUGAGAGAUCAUAUGAAGGAUGAAUGUUAUGAAUCAUUCGAUGAUACAAACUCUAUGACAUUAUACAUAUAGAGAAAGUCUACAACACUUAGCAAUAUUUUCUGCCAUUACUACCAAAGAGGAAAAAAAAAAGAAAAAAACUCCUACAACAAAACCAAAAAAGACCCCUGUAUCCCCAACCCCAUCUUUGAGUCUUCAUUUCAUCAAGCAAAACACCUCAUGGAAUACGUAGACACCCCAGAAUUCAAAGACGGCGAAGGGGAGAAAACCCUGAGAUAAUCAUUCUCCAAAUCAGAGUCCAUCACAGGACAGAACUCCAAUUUCUCAUCAUGAUCAUACACAAACUUAGGUAACUCCAUCUCUUUCCUUCUAACGUGUUCCCAAAGAAACUCCACUCUUUUCACAUAUUUCACCUUGUUAUACAACCUGCAAGUCAAAGAAAUUACAACAACCACGCCAUAAAGAUCUGACCUUUUUGCCUUUUUAUGAAAUGGGAAGUUUCAAUUACAGGGGAGGAAGGAAGAAUGCUUACUCGGCGUCAAGCAUGAGGCGGCCGACGGUGGCAAAAAACACACGGGUUUGCAAGCUAGGGUGGAGGAAAUAAACAGCUUCAAUGUUGUUCUUAAUGGUGAUUGGAAUGGCCUCAUAGAUUGCCUUGAGAUUUGAAAUUCCAGGACAAUUCUCUGUCCAAUGAACAUCAGUGUGAAUGUACACCACCGUGAAAGGCCCAUCUUUAAGGAGAGGGAAAAUCUUAUCCUUCAAAUAGACAUUCACGGCCUGACUGCUUACAAACCGCGCUAAACCCAAAACAGAGAUGAAUCAACACAUACACACACACUAACGCACUCUGGUUUCGAAGAACAAGAAGAGUAAUUUAAUUUCAGUACCUGGAAAGUAUUUUCCGACAAUGAGGAGGACAUUCCUGCCAGCCUUAUCACGACCAUGGAGUCUAAAAACCUCGACUUUACCAAGGAGGUGAAGUUGGUCGGAGAGAGAAGAAGAAGAAGAGCAGUUCAUAAUGAAAAGUUCCAAGUCGAAGAGUUAUGGAUUUUGCGGGUUUAAAAUGGAGAGAAGAGGUGGGGUCGGAUGAGAAAUAGCAGAGGAAUAUUCGAAAGGAUGUACUAUUUUAUGGGUCGGAUUGAUUGAAAUGGGUUCGGUGGAGGUUUAUCCGACAAGUCAGGGGCUCUGUUUCAUUAUCGGAUCGGAUGUCUAUCCUCCCAGCCGUGUGUAAAAUUCUUAAGGGCAGUGGGGGCGGUCGGUAAAUUUUUUAUUUAUUUUUUAUCUUCCUUUUUCUCUUGCCGGUUGUUUUGUUAAGAAGUGGGAUGGAAUUUAUCUAUGCGUGAUCGGUUCGGUGAGGUAAUUCUAUAGAAACAGAGUUUUGUCAUUAAA
Messenger RNA from Cucumis melo (muskmelon), 3465 nucleotides. Its product is annotated as pentatricopeptide repeat-containing protein At2g33680. Gene Ontology annotation, molecular function: protein binding; RNA binding. Gene Ontology annotation, biological process: RNA modification. The coding region runs from base 16 to 2148 and encodes 710 amino acids. The record is from RefSeq and is a predicted model, not a curated record. Lineage: Eukaryota; Viridiplantae; Streptophyta; Magnoliopsida; Cucurbitales; Cucurbitaceae. The transcript has 2 exons.